This is a messenger RNA of Solanum dulcamara, 722 nucleotides long. RefSeq lists its product as uncharacterized. Gene Ontology annotation, biological process: innate immune response. The transcript has 2 exons. The record is from RefSeq and is a predicted model, not a curated record. Bases 85 to 402 code for a protein of 105 amino acids. NCBI's taxonomy places the organism in Eukaryota, Viridiplantae, Streptophyta, Magnoliopsida, Solanales, Solanaceae.
AUUUAUCUUCCUGUAUGUUUAGUUGCAAUAAAUAAGAAGUGCAAGAAAUAUAUUAAGCAUUUAUAAGAAAAAGAAAAGAAAGGAAUGAAGAUGGAAGAGAAAAAAGAGUGUAGAGUUCCAAUGUUUUGCUUACAACAAGUCAUUACAGUUAUUCUCAAAUGUCUUGGUUUUGAAUCGCCCUCUUCUUCUUCAUCUUCUUCUUCUUCAAGUACGUCAGAUACAAAUAAAAAAGAAGAAGAGAAGAAGCAGGAGGGUUCAGAUUCAACAAAUGAUAAUUACAAGAAUGAUCCUCCAGCUGAAGAUGAUCCACAGACAGUACCUAUAGCAGCAGCAACAAGAAGGACAGGAAGAACACCACCACGUCCUAGAGUUGGUAGUGGAUCUCCUCCUCAGAACAAUUAAUUAAUUAAUUGAAAAUAUAUUAAUACUUAAUUUGGCUGUCGCCCGUUGAUCAGUAAAUUAUUUAGAACUUCGAAAAAUGAUCAAGAUAGUUUGCUUCCAAGACACUAAACUAAACAUAUGGUCGUAGUAGUUAGCUCAGAAUGCGUCUCUUCUUCAUGAUGAUAUGGUCAAUUAUAUAUCAAAGUUUAGGUCUAGUAGUACUGCUAGAUCUUUUAUCAUGGUUUGAUUUCCGUGUUUAAUUCUAUUAAUUAGGCCCUUUAUUAUUUGUUUAUAUACAUAUAUAUUGUAAGAUAUAAGUCUUUUUAAAAUAUAUUUGCAAG